AUGAGCUCUCACUCUACAGUCCACACCAACUUCAAUCGCACAGCUGCAGACAUAAUGACCCUCACAGACCACUCUCACCCUCCCCCGCCCUCUACAAUCCGCUAUAUUAUCUCCUUCCUCCUCGUCGGCCUCUGUUGGGGUUUCACAACACCAUUCAUGCGGCGCUCCGCUAAAGACUAUACUCCGCCAUCUCGACCUUGGCUCGCAUCCCAGCCUUCAGUCAAACGCACUGUAUACACAGCGUGCUUCGCAGUCAACGAUCUACUCCGUAGGCCGGGCUAUGCUAUUCCGCUGUUACUGAACGUAACCGGAAGUGUGUGGUUCUUUCUUUUGAUCGGAGAGGCGGAGUUGAGCUUGACGGUGCCGAUUGUGAAUAGUGCGGCGUUCCUGUGGACGGUUGUGGGUGAGUGGUGGGUUGAAGGGAGGAAGAUCGGUGCAGACACAUUGGUGGGCAUGGGUCUUGUUGGUGGUGGGAUUGCGCUUUGCGUAUUGUCUAAGAGCUGA
Messenger RNA from Pseudovirgaria hyperparasitica, 504 nucleotides. RefSeq lists its product as uncharacterized. The record is from RefSeq and is a predicted model, not a curated record. The coding region runs from base 1 to 504 and encodes 167 amino acids. Lineage: Eukaryota; Fungi; Ascomycota; Dothideomycetes; Acrospermales; Acrospermaceae. The transcript is spliced from 2 exons.